AUGAAUUCGAUUUUACAUACAUGUACACAUUCCAAUGAUGAUACAUUCUCAAGGUUAACGGAUGAUCAAAUGUAUGCUGCAAUCUUUUCUUACAUUGAGCAUUUAUUUGAAAUCAUUAAGCCACAUAAGGUCUUUUAUAUGGCUAUUGAUGGGGUUGCGCCAAGAGCAAAAAUGAAUCAACAAAGAGCUCGUAGAUUCAGAACUGCGUUUGAAGCAGAAGAAAACAUGAAAAAUGCUAUUGAAAAAGGACUUGAAAUCCCUAAAGACGAUCCAUUUGAUUCUAAUGCGAUCACACCAGGUACUGAAUUUAUGGCUAAGUUAACCGAUAACUUAAAGUACUUCAUUCAUAAGAAGAUAUCUGAAGAUUCCAGAUGGGCCAACGUUAAAAUUAUUUUGAGUGGCCACGAAGUUCCAGGUGAAGGUGAGCAUAAAAUUAUGGAAUAUAUUAGAACAAUGAAGAAUCAACCCAAUCAUGAUCCCAACUCAAGGCAUUGUAUUUACGGUUUAGAUGCUGAUUUAAUUAUGUUGGGCUUAGUGUCUCAUUAUCCACAUUUUGCUUUAUUGAGAGAAGAAGUUACGUUUGGACCAAGAGGUCAAAAACAAAGUAAUGAAUUAACUGAUCAGAACUUUUACUUAUUACAUUUAUCUUUAUUAAGAGAGUAUUUGUCAUUAGAAUUUCAAAAUUUGGAUAAUCAAUUAAGCUUUGAAUAUAAUUUCGAAAGGGUUUUGGAUGACUUUAUCUUAAUUAUGUAUGUCAUUGGUAAUGAUUUCUUACCUAACUUGCCGGACUUGUUUAUAAAUAAAGGGGCAUUUCCAUUAUUAUUGGAAACAUUUAAACAAACAUUGCAACAAUCAGAUGGUUAUUUGAACGAAAAUGGUACAAUCAAUUUAAAAAGAUUGAAUAUUUGGCUCAAUUUCCUUUCUGAGUUUGAAUUAGAAAAUUUUGAAAAGCAAGAUGUUGAUGUUGAAUGGUUCAAUAAAAGAUUAGAGGAUAUUUCAAUUACUGGUGAGAAGAAAAGAGAGCGCAUGGGUAAAUUGUUAAUAUUAAAAGAUCAAAAGAAGUUAGUUGGUAUGAUAAAACCUUGGUUACUAGAAAAUUCGUCGAAAAAGGUAGAUGAAUUAGUUGCAUUAGCUAAUGAAGAUAAAUUACCACAGUUGAAACUUCCAACAGACGAAGCGACAAAAGAUCUAGAAUUUUUGAAAACCUUUGCGUUAGACGCUGGUAUUGUUAUCAUUCAUUCUAAGUCUGAAGAUACUUUUACAGCUAAAUUGGACAUUGAUGGAUUAUCACCAUAUGAAACCGAGGAAGAACACAAUGAAAGAUUAAAUGAGCUUAGAAAGAUUAUUAAAAAGUAUCAGUCUGCGAAUUUGUUUGAAACUGACGAAAUAUUAAAAGAAUCUAAGGAUAUUUAUGAUACGAAGUUUAUGAACUGGAAAGAUAAGUACUACAAGGAAAAGUUACAUUUUUCAAUUUAUGAAACGGAUAAAAUGGUCGAAUUCACUCAGCAUUAUUUAGAAGGUUUACAGUGGGUUUUGUAUUAUUAUUAUAAGGGUUGUCCAUCUUGGAAUUGGUAUUUUAGAUACCAUUAUUCACCAAGAAUCUCCGAUAUAUCGAUUGGAUUGAAUGAGUUCUUAAAGACAAAUACAGGCAUAACUUUUGAAAAAUCGAAACCAUUCAAGCCUUUCGAGCAAUUGAUGGCCGUCUUGCCAGCUAGAUCAAGAAAAUUAAUGCCAUUAGUUUAUAGACCACUUAUGACAGAUCCUCAUUCCCCAAUAAUUGAUUUUUAUCCCCAUGAGGUUGAUAUUGAUAAGAAUGGGAAAAGUGCUCCUUGGGAAGCGGUCGUUUUAUUGUCAUUUGUUGAUGAAAAUCGAUUGAUCGAUGCUUUGAAGCCAAUUGAGGCACAACUUUCCCCAGAAGAACUGAAAAGAAAUAGUAUCGGCAAGGACAUUGAAUUUAUCUUUAACCCUCAAAUUGACUACGUGUAUCCUACUCCAUUACCAGGAUAUUUCCAUGACCUUGAGCACGACAAAUGUAUCGAAAAUACAUUUUUGUUACCUACAGUCGAAGGUGAGGUCAAGAUUGAGUUAGGAGAAAAUGCGUUGUUAGGAAAGGAUUCAUUAGCUGGGUUUCCUACUUUAGAGACUAUCCCAUUCAAUUUUGAAUUGUCUUUACAUGAAAUUAAGGUAUUCCAGAAUCCAUCAAGAUCAGAAUCAAUGAUCUUAAGUUUAGAGAAUAUGUGGGAUGAUUUAUCAAUAUAUCAAUUUAGUCAGAAGUUUGUAAAUAAAGUUGUUUAUACCAAGUGGCCAUUCUUGAGAGAAUCAAGAGUUGUUUCAGUCAUGGAUAGAGAAUUUAAGUAUGAAUCUUUGAAGAUCCAAAAUUCUAGGAAGGUUGUAUCCACCCCAUUAAGUCAAGACGAAGCCAAGUCCUUUUAUCAAACAGCAAGAUCAAUCUCGGAUACCUACGAAAAAACAAAGGGUAUUCAAUUAGGGGAUAUUGAAGGAUUGGUAUAUGUUCAACCAGUUACAGGAUUAAUUCGUAACGAAAAAGGAGCAUAUGUGAAGACAUUCUCAAAGGAUACUGAAAUUUACCCUAUCCAGUUAGUAGUAGAAGAAGUGACUAACGAAGAUGCUAGAUUUGCAACGAGGCCACCAUUGCCUAUUGAUGAAGAGUUUCCACUUGAAUCUCAAGUUGUAUUUUUGGGAGCUUUUGCAUAUGGCACACCGGCCACCGUUGCAGGUUAUACUGGUAAUGAUAAGGUCAAUGUCAAGAUUUCCAAAAUCCAAUCAACAAAUGAACCAAAUAUUGGUAAAAGAAGGUUGGAUAUUGAAAAUAAGGAAAUUAGAUAUUUGCCUUCUUUUGAAGUUUCUAAGAAGUUGAGAUUAAAUGCAUUAUUUAUGUCUAAGAUUACUUCUGGAUAUAUGCUUGAAAAUGAUUUUAAUAACAAGAGACGUGUUAAUAUUGGCUUGGAAUUGAAGUUUGAGGGUCGUCGUCAAAAGGUUUUAGGGUUCACCAGGAAGGAUGGUAAAGUAUGGGAGUUCUCACCGUUAGCAAUCCAGUUAAUUACUGAUUAUCGCUCAAAGUUCCCGAAAUUAUUCAAAUCAUUGCAAGAAAUAGACCAAAAGGCCAUUCCAAAAGCGUCAUCAGUUUUGAAUAAUGAGAGUGAAUUACAGGAGGUUACAAAAUGGUUAAAAGAUGUUAAGGCUCAAUUGAUGAAGGUAUCUUUAGAAUCUGAAUCUUUUACUAAAUUCAGUUUUGAAGCUAUUGAAAGUUAUAUGGAACACUAUAUUGGACAAACUAUUCCAUAUACCAAUAAGGAUAUUAAAGGCGUACCAAAGAGUGCAGUAUUAGAUCCAAGCGAGUCAUAUCAAUUAUUGAGUACCCAGAGAUUUGAACUAGGUGACAGAAUCAUCUAUGUUCAAAAGUCUGGUAAAGUUCCUUACUUAUCAAAAGGUACAGUUGCUUCCAUUACUUCAUUUGGCCCUAAAAACUCAUUGGGUGUAAUUUUUGACUACCCAUUAAUGAGUGGUAACAACAUGAACGGGAAGUUGAAAACUAACAGGGGUUUAAUUGUUGACUCAUCCUUGGUAUUGAAUAUAACUAACAAGCAAUUAGUGUAUCAUAGCAAAGCUUCGAAACAGAAAUCAAAACCAUUGGAUGAAAAUGAGAAGAAACAGAGAUCUAGAGAAAUAGCUCUUGCAAAAAAACAAAAACAAGAAUUGGAAAAUGCAAAGAAACAAGCUAAUUCUGAAAAGACUAAUGAAUUAUUGAAUUUAUUGAAAAAAUCUGAUCGCGCAAAUAAAAGUGGUGCUGAGGAAGCUAAGCUUAACUUAAACAAAGAAGCUGGUGAUAAAAACGAAAAUUCUGGACAUGAAGAAGAGCUGAGACUUAAUUCUAAUGCGAUUAGACAUAUUUAUGGUCAAAUUUAUUCGAAUGUGAUGAAUGAAGGAGCUAUUCCUCCUCAACAAAUGCCAUAUGGUGUUCCAGUUGUACCAGGAAUUCCUUUGCCACCACAAUUUUUCCAGCAGCCACCAAAUCAAUUUCAACAACAGCCACAACCACCAGCACUGCAAGCACCUUCCCAGCAACAACAGGAACAGAAUCCUUCCUCUCAACAAUCGUCGCAGAACCGUGAAAAUGGUAGAAACGAGAGAGGCAGAGGAAAUAGAGGUAAUUACAGAGGUAAUGGCAGAGGCAGAGGUAGAGGAGGCAGAGGAAGAGGUAAGCCAAAUUAA
Molecule: messenger RNA, 4233 nt
Organism: Debaryomyces fabryi
Lineage: Eukaryota; Fungi; Ascomycota; Pichiomycetes; Serinales; Debaryomycetaceae
Gene: KEM1
Product: chromatin-binding exonuclease
Exons: 1
Coding region: 1-4233 (1410 amino acids)
Biological process (GO): rRNA catabolic process; nuclear-transcribed mRNA catabolic process
Cellular component (GO): nucleus
Molecular function (GO): RNA binding; 5'-3' RNA exonuclease activity
Source: RefSeq, a predicted model, not a curated record